CACCAAACUCACUGUCCCAGCCUCAACUCAAACGCCGGUUACGGAAGAUUUCGAUCAGUCCACUCGGGAUGCAUCCUCAUCUACAUACUGCAGAAAACAAACAAUGCGAAGAGGUGAUCGCAGCUCUCGAAGAGUGUCACGCCCGCGGCUUUCUCUGGAAAGUCUUUGGAAACUGCAGCGACGCAAAACACAAAGUCAACAUGUGUCUACGAGCUCAACGGCUAGAGCGUACAAGGCUGAAUCGAGAGAAGGCAAAAGAGAAGCGAAAGCACAUUGAGAAGGUGUGGGCGGAGUUUGAUGGCAAUAACUGAACUGUGGGACGGAAUCACCAUCGCUGGGACAAGCAUAUUGAAAGCGGAAAAGGAGUUCGCGGGCGUAAUGCAGUGUACUAUAUAUGGGAUCCCCAGGUCACAGGGACGAAGUUUCGAAUUGAAACUUCGCGAAUGUGUAUUAUUCAGUUCAGCGAUAACACGAUAGAGGAUUUUUCAACGGGACCCUGUGAGUACCAUGCAAGCUCAUGAAUCAUAUCCGGCUGGCAAUGUAUUGGGACCAUUAUCCCACCACAUGGAAAACAAGUUAAAUCGGAGUUGAGGCUGUGUCAUCAACGACGGAGCAGACACCAAUUGCAGACUGAGAC
Messenger RNA from Lindgomyces ingoldianus, 637 nucleotides. RefSeq names its product UPF0287-domain-containing protein. Gene Ontology annotation, cellular component: mitochondrion. Bases 69 to 311 code for a protein of 80 amino acids. The record is from RefSeq and is a predicted model, not a curated record. The transcript has 2 exons. NCBI's taxonomy places the organism in Eukaryota, Fungi, Ascomycota, Dothideomycetes, Pleosporales, Lindgomycetaceae.